UUAAAUGAAAAAGUUAAGGGCCACCGUCUUUCGGGCAGAUCAAACAAAGUCACACAGGAAACUUUUUUUCUUUCUUUUGCAUACAAAAUCAGUUUUUUUACUUACUGGUGAACAACUACAGACGAUGGCAGAUCACCCUAAUAAGUUAGCAUUCGAAGAAGGUGCUUCAUAUAUUUUCAACAAUUGGACUGCUUUAAAACUAGCCGUCGAACAAGAAUGGGGAGGUGUUGAUUCUGUUGAAAAAAAAGAAUGGUUUAUUGAUACUAUUGUAGACUAUUUUGGAAAACGGGGCAAAAAGUUAGAUAUUGAUGAAGUAGAAGAUAUUUUAUACCAAAUUAUGACAGACGAGUUUAAUACCACUCUAGAAGAUGAUUCGCCCUAUUUAGUCGCUAAACAUCUUAUUGCAUUAUUCAAUCAAUGCAUCGUUGGCAAUUAUACAGAAGUAGAAAGGCUUAGGGAGAAGGCUAAAACCCAAAAUUCUUUUACCGCUGCUUCAAGCAGUAUCAAACAAGGCGAUGACGAUGAAGCUGAAGAUAGUGAUAUAGAUGGCAAUGAUAAUGGCAUAGAAGAUAAUGAUAACGAAGAGGAUAACGAUGAUGUGAUGGAAGAAGCUACUCCAGAAGAGCCUUUAGUCGAUGAAGACGGUUGGGAGACCGUUCGUCGUAAGAAAUAGAAGUGCGCAGCUAUCGUAUAAUUCUAGUCCACACUUAAUAGAAGUUUUGUCAACAUAUUUAUUGUACAACUACUACAAUCACCAUAUCAAAUAUUUACUGAUCUGUUGUGUCAUCGUUUUGUCCAUAUAUUUUAUAUCGAAGUCUGUCAUUCAUUCACGGAUUCGUUUUGUACUUCAAUGUCUCAUUCUUCAUUUUAACGAAUGUUGAACAACCACAUAUAUCACGGUAGUAAGUUUCUACUUCCCAUAUAUGCCUUAUAAGAAGUGUGCUGAUUUUUUUCCCCGUCAUCCCACUUUAAGCUUUGCU
Molecule: messenger RNA, 980 nt
Organism: Mycotypha africana
Lineage: Eukaryota; Fungi; Mucoromycota; Mucoromycetes; Mucorales; Mycotyphaceae
Product: Pre-rRNA-processing protein TSR2-domain-containing protein
Exons: 3
Coding region: 5-673 (222 amino acids)
Biological process (GO): maturation of SSU-rRNA from tricistronic rRNA transcript (SSU-rRNA, 5.8S rRNA, LSU-rRNA)
Cellular component (GO): nucleus
Source: RefSeq, a predicted model, not a curated record